Messenger RNA from Gallus gallus (chicken), 3200 nucleotides. RefSeq names its product F-box and leucine rich repeat protein 3 (gene FBXL3). NCBI's taxonomy places the organism in Eukaryota, Metazoa, Chordata, Aves, Galliformes, Phasianidae. The transcript has 5 exons. Gene Ontology annotation, cellular component: nucleus; SCF ubiquitin ligase complex; cytosol. The coding region runs from base 208 to 1509 and encodes 433 amino acids. Gene Ontology annotation, biological process: G2/M transition of mitotic cell cycle; SCF-dependent proteasomal ubiquitin-dependent protein catabolic process; entrainment of circadian clock by photoperiod. The record is from RefSeq and is a predicted model, not a curated record. Gene Ontology annotation, molecular function: protein binding.
GGGUUUGCGUCGCUUCCGCUGCCGCGAAGUAAACAGAGAGAAAGGGGGGCGUCGCCGAGUGGUGGGACGCGGCGAGCCGAGAGCGACGUGACACCGGGCGAAGGAGGCGCCGGGUCGGCUGCGGUGGAGGGGCUCAUGUGGUCGGAGUGGAGGCGGCAGCGCGGCCCGAGCCCCGGUUGACGCGAGGCGCAGCAGGGAGCCGCCAGAAUGAAACGAGGAAGGAAGACUAAUGAGGCCAACAACAGUUCAUCUGAAGAGACAGCUGAGAAAGAAUCCAAGAGGCACAAGAGUGUAGAUGAGAGAACCACAGUUGUGCGGAGCCCUGACUGGGGUAACCUGCUCCAAGACAUUAUCCUGCAGGUAUUUCAGUACUUGCCCCUUCUGGAUCGUGCUCAUGCAUCACAGGUCUGCCGAAGCUGGAACCAGGUGUUUCACAUGCCUGAUCUCUGGAGGUGUUUUGAGUUUGAACUGAAUCAACCGGCUACCUCUUACCUGAGGGCUACACAUCCUGAACUGAUCAAGCAAAUAAUAAAGAGGCAUUCCAAUCACCUGCAGUAUGUAAGCUUCAAGGUGGACAGUAGCAAGGAAUCUGCAGAAGCAGCUUGUGAUAUUUUAUCACAGCUUGUGAAUUGCUCUCUGAAAACUCUUGGACUAAUUUCAACAGCCCGGCCAAGCUUCAUGGAUUUACCAAAGUCUCACUUUAUUUCUGCACUGACAGUGGUGUUCGUAAACUCCAAGUCACUCUCUUCACUUAAGAUCGAUGAUACACCAGUAGAUGAUCCUUCUCUCAAAGUGCUAGUGGCUAACAACAGUGACACGCUCAAACUCUUGAAAAUGAGCAGUUGUCCUCAUGUGUCUCCAGCUGGAAUCCUUUGCGUGGCUGAUCAGUGUCAUGGUUUACGUGAGUUGGCGCUCAACUAUCAUCUGCUGAGCGAUGAGCUGCUGCUCGCCUUGUCUUCUGAAAAACAUGUCAGGUUAGAACACUUGCGCAUUGAUGUUGUUAGUGAAAAUCCUGGACAGACUCAGUUCCACACGAUUCAGAAGAGCAGCUGGGACGCUUUCAUCAAGCAUUCUCCUAAAGUGAACUUAGUCAUGUACUUUUUCUUGUACGAAGAAGAGUUCGACCCGUUCUUUCGGUAUGAAAUACCUGUCACUCACCUUUACUUUGGACGAUCGGUAAGCAAAGAUGUACUUGGCCGCGUUGGGAUGACGUGUCCUCGGUUGGUUGAGUUGGUCGUGUGCGCCAAUGGAUUACGGCCGCUGGACGAGGAGCUGAUCCGUAUCGCAGAGCGGUGCAAGUAUUUGUCAGCUGUUGGCCUAGGAGAGUGUGAAGUCUCUUGCAGUGCCUUUGUUGAGUUUGUGAAGAUGUGUGGCGGUCGUCUCUCACAGCUUUCUAUUAUGGAGGAAGUUCUGAUUCCUGACCAGAAAUACAGCUUAGAGCAGAUUCACUGGGAAGUUUCAAAGCAUCUUGGUAGAGUCUGGUUCCCAGACAUGAUGCCCACAUGGUAACGUCCUGAAAAGACUUUAGGGCAGAUGGAAUAGCACCUUAUGCUUGCUAUGUUGCAAUUUAUUGUAUAAGCUUAAUUAAUACUGUAGUUAAUUACUGUAAGUCACUGCAGCGUUUGAUAGGGUUUCAUUCAGAAAUGAUCCGUGAAAUUCAAACAAUUUAAAAUGAAAAUCAUGAAUACUUCUAAAACCCUUCUGCAUCCAGUGAUGGAUUAGAUUUGUUCUUUUUAAUUGCUAAAUUAGAAAUUUUUAAUUUCUAUAAAAAUCAAAACAUUGAAAUGUAACUGUAAAAUAACUUCAAUAUCCUGACCUUCUCUGAUUUAGAUAGUUAUUGAUUGAGCACAAUUGGAUUUGUUAUUAAAAACCAAAAAGACUACCCACAAGUUGCAUGCUGUUGCAGACUAUAUAGCAUGACUAAAUCCAGUCACCCAGAUGACAGGGUUAAGAAUAUAUGGAGAAUUUAGUAGGCUGCGAAAUAUAUACACUGUUUAUAUAAAGUCAUAAAAAGCAAGAUCAAUAUAUAACAACAUAGGUUAGAAAAUUAAAAAGCUGAACUUGCUACCUUAUUCAGCAGAUUAUUAGAUCCAUCUAAAGUGUAUUUAGAGUGCAAACAAAUAGUAGUGAGAGCUACCAGAAGCGGUUUGCUUUUAUUUUUCCUCUAGGCAUUGUAUCAUAGUUUGUUUAUGGGGUCUCAGAUUCAUGUCCAAACCUGUUUUAAGGUAUUUUAUGUCUAGCUCAGGAAGCGGAAGCAUUCUGGGGAAACUUGUAGAUACGUUGUAUUUAAAAACGCGUUGGAGUUAAUAAGCUUUUCUUGCACAUAAACCAGUUUUGCAGCAUAUGGUUAGGCAGAAUAAUGUACAGUUUAUUAAAUGUACCCUGCGGUACUCAGUGGGACAACGUGGAUGUGAACAGUGUGAGGUGAGGUGAAAUAGGAUUGGUGACCAAGGACCUUUGAACAAGACCUUAGAUAUUGUUGGCUGCUUUCAGUUUGAGGGAAAAAAUGAUAUUGUAAUGGUUGCUUAUGCUGUAUAAACUAAUUGUACACUGUAAAUCAGUUUCAAAAAUGUUUAUGUAUAAAGUAAAUGUUUGAUAGAUGAUCAUUUUGUAUAACUUUUAAUUCAACUAGUUCCAUCAUUUCAUAUGUUAAAACCUCAAAGCAGUAAACGUGCGUGAAGUAGAGCAAUAGAGGAAAACAUUGUUUUGAUUAUUUGGUAAAUUUUUUUUCUUUUUUUAAAGAAAAUUAUAGUCUUAAAUAGUGUAGGCAAUGUAUUGCCUGUGAUCUGGAUGUGUCUUGUGACUUCACUUCCUACUGCCAACAGGUUACUUUCUAUUCUGUUGACUGAUAACACUAAACUGUUAACGUGACAGAUGAAUGUUUGCAAGGUGUGAUUGGCCACCCGCAAGGCAGAGCUUCUCCAGCCUGGGGCUGUACUGAGCUCCACUGGUGGCUGCUUCUCAUUUGAGCUGUACAGCUAACUCUAGUAAUGAGUAGGUUUUCACUUCUGGUUUCAGUAACGUUUUAUCCAAAUGUAUAGUUCAAUGGUAAUAUACUUAUGAGCAUAUUUAGUUCAUAAUGAUAUUUUGAGCAAGCAUUGCUCAGUGGACUGGAUGUCUUUAUAGGGAGUUGUAUGUUUCUGUAGAGCUUUUGUCAUGUAAAAAUCACGUUUUAUUAAAUACACAUUUUUGUAUUAGAA